AUGCAGGGAGACGGGCCCAGCGAGCUGCCUCUGCACUAUGGCAGCAAGACCUCAGAUGGAGAACUCAUUAAGCGUCCCAAUUCUCCAAUACUCCCGAACUCCCCCGGUCGUUCCUACCAACCCUCUAAGCGCCUUGCAUACUCGCCGGAACGCACACCCAUUGACCUUCCAUACUCUUCUGGCAACCCCGAAGACUUUCGAGGAGCAGGGCUUAGACGCAGACCCAGCCAAAAUCCUACUCGACGACACUCCGGAGGAGAUUACGACCUUCCUCGACCCAGUGUCUCAGUAGACGGUGGUUCUCGACGGCCAUUGAGAUCCAGAGAUGAUGGGUACUACCGUGAUGAGGAACGUGGAUGGUCACGACGAGACGAGUACGCUCCUCACCCUGAUUCUCAGGAACGAUCCCGGCCACCACGGACUUACCGCAACAUUGAAGGCUGGGAAAGAGGGCCAUCGUCAGCUUCGAAGGCUUACUUCGAGGAGUCAAGAUAUGACCGUGACCUUGAAAGAGGCAGAGAGGAUUCGUUUGCAGAGAAGAAGCGGAUCAGCGAUGAAGACAGUGUCGAUGGUUACAACUAUGAUGCCCACAGAGGCGGGCAGGCCAGAGGCACAAUUGACUUCAAGAGUCUGAGUCCAGAAGAGAGAACCGAAGUCCUGAGGCUUCCAUGGACACAGUGGAUGAACAGUGGCGUCAAGAAUCAUUUCGUCGCAACAAUUGGAGAGUUCGUUGGCACGACUAUGUUUCUUUUCUUUGCCUUUGCAGGCACCCAAGUCGCAAACAUCCAAUCUGCCGCUUCCGACUCCUCCUCAAACACGAGCAACACAACAUCAGGAGCAGCAACAGGCUUCAACGUCUCCGUUUACCUCUACAUCUCGGUCAUUUUUGGCUUCUCCCUGAUGGUGAACGUAUGGAUCUUCUUCCGUAUCUCAGGAGGCUUGUUCAAUCCCGCCGUCACACUCGGAAUGGUGCUCGUCGGUGCACUUCCAAUUGUCAGAGCGAUUUGUCUUUUCGUUGCCCAAAUUGCUGGCAGUAUAGCCGCCUCUGGCAUGGUUAUUGGCCUGUUCCCUGCCAAGUUCAAUGUUAGGACGACGCUCGCCGGAGGUACCAGUUUGGUGCAGGGAGUGUUCAUCGAGGCAAUCUUGACCGCUGAACUCGUCUUCACCAUUUUUAUGCUUGCAAAGGAGAAGCACAAAGCUACAUUCAUCGCGCCAGUCGGCAUUGGACUUGCUCUAUUCAUCGCUGAAAUGGUUGGUGUCUUUUAUACUGGCGGUUCACUCAAUCCAGCAAGAAGUUUCGGUCCUUGUGUUGUGACCGGCAUCUUCGAUCAUGACCAUUGGAUCUACUGGGUCGGACCAAUUCUCGGGUCGCUCAUCGCUGUCUUCUUCUACAAGUUCAUCAAGAUGCUUGAGUAUGAGAUGGCAAAUCCAGGACAAGAUGGCGAUGACAAGAAUGAUCCAACCAAGAGCGAGCAAAAGCGAGCUGAGUUGGUCGAGAGACGACAGGCAAGAGCCACUCGACGGCCUGGAAGCCGACACUCCCGCUAA
This is a messenger RNA of Hyaloscypha bicolor E, 1548 nucleotides long. RefSeq names its product aquaporin-like protein. Gene Ontology annotation, biological process: transmembrane transport. The coding region runs from base 1 to 1548 and encodes 515 amino acids. The transcript has 3 exons. NCBI's taxonomy places the organism in Eukaryota, Fungi, Ascomycota, Leotiomycetes, Helotiales, Hyaloscyphaceae. The record is from RefSeq and is a predicted model, not a curated record. Gene Ontology annotation, cellular component: plasma membrane. Gene Ontology annotation, molecular function: water channel activity.